Molecule: messenger RNA, 1395 nt
Organism: Puccinia triticina
Lineage: Eukaryota; Fungi; Basidiomycota; Pucciniomycetes; Pucciniales; Pucciniaceae
Exons: 5
Coding region: 1-1395 (464 amino acids)
Source: RefSeq, a predicted model, not a curated record
AUGCUCCUCCAACUCUUCAACUCGUUCACCAUCAACAGAACCCACCAUCAAACUCUCGAUCAGAUUCCCAGUCGAGAUUCCUGCCACUUCGAACAUGACCCAACUAGCAUGUCCCUAUCGAUCGUCAUCGUACUCGGAAUACUCGUCUCCUAUCUCCCUCAACACUACCGAAUCAUCUCAUCCAAAUCAUCGGCCGGAAUCAGCCCCUGGUUCUUACUCCUCGGCUCCACCAGCAACACCGGCAGUCUCGUCAACGCCGUCACCCUUCAAUGGGGCCUCGUACGCUGUUGUCAAGUCUUGAGCCCCGGUGAAUGCGCCGAAUCGUUACUCGGAAUCAUUCAAGUCUUCCUCCAAUGGGCCUGUUUCAACGUCAUUUUGAUUCUAUCCUUGAUCUAUUUCCCGCCCGAUCUCAAAUACAGCCGAGUCGUCCCGGUCGAAGCCCGGGAAAGAGCAGUAUCGCCACUGAUGGACCGCGCAACGAACUAUUCAUCCCAAUUCCUAUCCCGCUUCUUCCUCAAACACAACCACCGAUCCACACCCUCAUCCUCUCAUCAAAAACGAAUCCCACCCAACUCAGACUUCGUCUCCUCACACUCUAGCCACGAUAGUCUCGCCAGCAGUCCCUCGACUACCUCAGAGCACAGCACCACCUUCCCCAGCGCGAGCUCCGACUCAUCUGCCUUCGAUCCCUCCAACGUCCUCCCUCCCUCAGCCACCCGGUUCACCCCACUGACCCUCUCCAAGGCAUACACCAUCUCGCUUGUCCUCGCCUUCGUCGUCUUCAUCCACUUCCUCUUCUCCGCCCUUGUCACCCUCGGCCUGCUCCUCCUCCUACCCAAGGCCUCCCUUGGCGAACCUGUCCAGACACCCCCAUCCCAUUCCGCCGAACAUCCCACCGUCAGACUGCUCCGCAUCUGGGCCUCCUCCUCCGGCAUCCUCAGCCUCCUGCUCGCAGCCUGCCAAUACCUCCCUCAGAUCAAGGAAACCUUCCAGGCCAAACUCGUCAAGGCACUCUCCAUCCCGAUGAUGCUCAUCCAGACCCCGGGUAGCUUCCUAUUCGUCUACUCCUUGGCCAUUCGUCCUGGGCUCAACUGGACCACCUGGAUCGUCUACCUCGUCACUGGCAUCUUACAAGGCAUUCUGCUCGUCCUAUGCGUGCUCUGGAAGAUCAAACAACACGCCAACGGGGUGGACGACUGGGGCAAGCCGCUAGCCCGUUCGGCGGGAAGCGCCAAGCGCACCCGCGACGGCUUGCUGGGCUCAGAAGACUACGGCGAAGGACAGGAAGACGGCCCGGGACACUCGGAACGCAGCCCACUCCUCUCCGCUCUCCGAACCCCGUCUACCUUCCUCUCCUCCUCCCCACAAAACAAUCGGGGGACAGGAUCAAACUAA